Molecule: messenger RNA, 1617 nt
Organism: Apiotrichum porosum
Lineage: Eukaryota; Fungi; Basidiomycota; Tremellomycetes; Trichosporonales; Trichosporonaceae
Exons: 3
Coding region: 1-1617 (538 amino acids)
Source: RefSeq, a predicted model, not a curated record
AUGACCACACCAGCUGUACCCGUGUGGGAGAUCAAAGCAAAGGGAUGGAACGACGACACGCUGGCCAAGAUCCCCCAGGACUGGCUGUCGCCCAACGACGAGUCACUGAGGGACGACGUCUCGGGCAUUGUGACCAACAGCGAGUUGCUCACGAGGCGCGAACACGAGAUUGUCGAGUGUGAUGCCACUGCCCUCCGCGAUGCGCUGUCGUCGCGCACUUACACUGCCGUCGAGGUCACCACGGCAUAUGCCAAGGCUGCGGCUGUGGCGCACCAAGCGACCAACUGCCUCAUGGACUUCUUCUACGACGACGCCCUCAAACGAGCACAGUGGCUGGAUGAAGAGUUUGAGCGGACGGGAAGGCCGGUGGGCGUGCUCCAUGGCGUCCCGAUCUCUAUCAAGGACCCGUUCGCUGUAGCCCACAAGAACAGCACCGCUGGAUUUGUCUCGUGGAUCGGCGAGCGCAUUCCAGACGAGGACGGCACUGUCCCCGCCAUCCUCCGUGCCGCCGGCGCCGUCUUCAUCGUCAAGACUAUGACACCCCAGGCAAUUAUGAUGAUUGAGACUGAAAGCGCCUUUGGCAUUACUGUCAACCCGCACAACCGCAACCUCACUGCUGGAGGGAGUACCGGCGGUGAAGGCGCGCUUAUCGCCGCCGGUGGAAGUGUGUUGGGCGUCGGUACGGACAUUGGUGGCAGCAUUCGCGCGCCGUCCGCAUGCAACGGCAUAUUCGGCUUCAAGCCUACGGCCGAGCGUAUCCCCAACGGGUUCACAAACCCCGUAGAGGGCAACGAGGCAAUCCUGAGCGCGACAGGUCCCCUGGCGCGUUCAGCGCGCGACCUCGAGCUGUUUAUCACCACUGUCCUCGCUGCCAAGCCGUGGACGUUUGACUGCAGCGCCGCCCGCAUGCCGUGGCGCCCCAACGAGGUCGAGUGGCUCGGCGGCCUGCGUCCCCGUAUCGGCGUGCUGUGGCAUGACGGUAUCGUGCAACUCCACCCCCCGAUGGCGCGUGCCCUCAAGACGGCCGUCGACAAGCUCAAAGAUGCCGGGUAUGAGGUGGUCGACUACAAGCCCUACCGCGUAGAGGACGCAUGGGACAUUCUUGCAAAGCUCUUCUUCACCGACGGCGGAAAGGCCGUCAAGGCCGCAGUAGAGACGAGCGGCGAGCCGCUCUUCAAGGGAGUUGAAAUGCUCAUCGACAUCUCCAAGGACUUGACCGCCACCGAGCUCUGGCAGCUGGUCAACCGCCGCAACGCGUUGCGCAACGAUUAUGCGCGCCACUGGAGCGAGUCCAAGGUCGACGUCUUGCUUUGCCCGCCGGCAGUGGGACCGGCCCAAGUAUGCGGCACGACAAAGUACUUUACCUACACGGGUAUCUGGAACGUGCUCGACUACCCAGCUGCCAUUUUCCCCACGGGCCUGCGUGUCGAGCCCACCGACCGGCCGGUGAAGCGCACCGAGUUUCUCGGCCCGCAAGACAAGGACCUUUGGGCAACUUACGACUCGCCCGACACAUUUGCCAACGCGCCGCUCAGUCUCCAGAUCGUGGGUCCACGGUGGGAGGACGAAAAGGUCGUACAGGCGCUGCACAUUAUCUCCAAGGUUGUACGGUUUUAA